GAUGAGUUGAGAUAUCUAGUUGUGCAACCUGAUUUGAACUGGUUAUAGCCCCCCCAGUUGUUCGUUUAUAUUCAAAUCGAUCGUAUUGUUUAUCACUCUGUUGUGAAUUUUCGGUAAUAAGAAGUUGACUUAUAACCAUUAUGAGUAGUAGAGCACGAUAUAUGGUUGAUCGUUGUAGGAACAACGGUGAGUAUCAAUGAAUUGUGUAAUUAUUACUGGCAAGAGCAGAAAAAAAAGGAGCGAUAAAGCUAUUGCCGGAGAAUCUAAUGGAGAGCUCAUUUGCGCGAACUUCGACCUGCAGCAAGUAUUACUUGUUUCAACAGAUCCAACGAACAAUGCGCUCUUUUACAAACGCAGGCUUGCUACCUUUAAUUUUAGUCUACAAUGUUGUGAAUAAACGAGGAGAUUGUUUCAUGUGGACUGAAACAGGAUGUAAGAGGGGCAGCUGUGAGAUUGGAAGCUGCGUAUACAAAUACCUCGAAUCAUUACCGAUUUCCACGAGAAAAGUAACCUUCUAUGGUGAUAGAUGCGAUGGCCAAAAUUUGAAUAAAUUCUUGGCAACAAUGUGUUUGCUAGCCGUCCAAGGAAUUCACAAUAUUACAAUAAUUGGUUUAGAAUUUCUGGUGAGUGGUCAUAGCGAGAUGGGAGGCAUGAAAAAGAUAGGCCUUAUAUUGUCCACGAUCUCAAACAAGACGAUAUUUUUGACUACAAAAAAUUCGUCGAGAAAAACAGACGAGAGUGACGGACCAGUGAACUGGCAGAAAAUGUGUUUCAACAAAGCUCUGCCGUUCAUUAUGGGGUUCAAAGAAGCUUUCGAUGGUGAAUUCAAACUCCUCAACUUCAACAAGAAGGCACGUCGUAGUUCUCACCCCACAAAUUCACUGCAACCUUUGUACAAAGACUCGACUCCUAUCACAGAGCAAACAUAUUCAAACUUGACAUCUCUAUUCGAAAUCAAACCUCCAGCACUAGGAGAUGCUUAUAAACCAUUUUAUUACAGCUUACCUCACAAUAAUAAAGUUUCAGAUGUUUUAUCCGAUAUUGAAGAAGAAACAACUGAAGACUAAAAUUCUGAAUGUGAUUUUUCUGUGUCCCUUAGAUAAGUUUCCAUGAUUU
Molecule: messenger RNA, 1116 nt
Organism: Phaedon cochleariae (mustard beetle)
Lineage: Eukaryota; Metazoa; Arthropoda; Insecta; Coleoptera; Chrysomelidae
Source: the annotation of a GenBank genome assembly